AGUCUUUGACUCUAUCAGUCUCUCUCUCGUCUUUAUACGCCUCUCUCUCCCUCUCUCCCAGUCUCUCUCUGGUCUUUAUAUACGCCUCUCUCUCUCAAAGUCCGAGAUAAAACACAAGAGCAACACUCCUUUCCUUAUCAGUGAUUGACUUGCUCCUCACGUUCCACUUUGUUCCCAGAGCAUAUCUUAUAGAACAUCAACAAUUUAAACAACUACAAAACCAAUAUCUACUUUGUUACUUAAUCAUCUAGCUCCCUCACAUCUCCACAGAUGAUGCAUCCAAAAAAAUUGAUGAAGCCAUCGAGUCGUAAGCCCAAGAAAUUCUUGCACAAAAUUGUGCGCGUCUCGGUCACAGAUCCUGAUGCUACUGAUUCUUCAAGUGAUGAGGAGGGCGGAAGUUUUCAUAAGCCUAGGGUUAAGAAAUAUGUGAGAGAGAUUAUAGUCGAAGCCACCGGAGUGGUCUCCAGAAGAAAAGUGAAGGAGAACCUUAAGAGAGUGGCAGCUCCGGCUGGGAGAAAAUUCCGGGGUGUCAGACGGAGGCCGUGGGGGAAAUUUGCUGCGGAGAUCAGAGAUCCAGUGCAACGAGUGAGGUUAUGGUUAGGGACUUUUGACACUGCAGAAGAGGCUGCUAGGGUUUAUGAUACAGCUGCUUUGAGAAUUCGAGGUCCGGAUGCCUUGACUAAUUUUAUCCAUCCUACAGAAAAACCAGAGAAUAAAAUUCUUGAUGAGAUCUCGAAUGUUGCUUCUCCAACAUCAGUUUUGAGCCUGUUUGAAAUGGAAGCAGAAGAGUACUCUAAACACGAAAAUAAUUACACAAGUCCGUGUCUGACAGUGGACAAUUCGGACGUGGAUCAUAUGUCUGAGUGUCAGUGUCGCGAGCCGUUUAGUUUUCCUAAUGAGCCUAUUUUCCCGAAUGAUGAUUUUUCGAGCCAAGAAUACGAGAUUCCAUCUCCGUUCCACGAGGCUUGUCUCAGAUACGGGUUUUCAUUUUAUCAGAAAACGGGAAUAGAUGAUUUUGAUAUUCCAAUUCAACUAGAAGAGGCCGGAAUCUAUACUGACAAGGACGAUUCGAGGAUUCCAUAUGAUCUGAAACUUGAAAUUGGUUCACCAUUGUCAUCGGAUGUUGGUGAUUACUUUGAAGAGAAUUUGUCAAGUUGAUCUCUUGAUAGUUAUAUAUAUUGUCUUUGUUUUGCCAGGUGAUUGCAGUUUUACUGCUAAUUUUGUGUACAGCCACCAUUAUAUUCUGGCGCCAUUAGUUUUUUCAAUUAA
Messenger RNA from Daucus carota subsp. sativus, 1269 nucleotides. Its product is annotated as ethylene-responsive transcription factor CRF4. The coding region runs from base 271 to 1158 and encodes 295 amino acids. The transcript has a single exon. NCBI's taxonomy places the organism in Eukaryota, Viridiplantae, Streptophyta, Magnoliopsida, Apiales, Apiaceae. Gene Ontology annotation, molecular function: DNA binding; DNA-binding transcription factor activity. Gene Ontology annotation, biological process: regulation of DNA-templated transcription. The record is from RefSeq and is a predicted model, not a curated record.